AUGACUGAAACAAUGAUCGCUUUGGUGACCGGUGCGUCGUCCGGAAUUGGCUACGAAUUGACCAAACAACUGGCUCAAAAGGGCUACAAAGUUUACGCCGCUGCUAGACGUAUUGAGCCUAUUCAACCGUUGGAAAAAGAGUUCCCUGGGUUAGUAACACCUCUAAAACUGGACGUUUCGGAACCGGAGCAAAUUCUCGCUCUCAAAGACCGUUUGCUAACAGAAUUGCCAGCUCAAAAACUGGAUAUUCUGUACAACAAUGCGGGCCAAAGUUGUACUUUCCCUGCCACGGAUGUGACCAGCGAGGUUCUGGAGACUGCAUUCAAAGUAAACGUCUUUGGGCCCAUCAACUUGUGUCGCGAAUUGCUGCCUUUUGUCAUCAACGCGCGCGGUACCGUUCUGUUCACGGGAUCCAUCGCUGGCAUCGUGUCUUUCCCAUUCGGCUCUGUAUACAGUGCCACGAAGGGAGCGAUUCACAGCUACUCACGGGCCUUGCACAUUGAAAUGAAACCCUUUGGCGUUCGCGUUAUAAACGUGGUCACCGGCGGCGUGGCCACCGAAAUCGCAGAUAAACGUCCUCUACCAGAAGGUUCGAUUUACAACAUUCCAGAGGCAACAGACGCUCUAGCAGCUCGUCGUAACAUUGCCAAGGACAACAAACCAAUGAGUGCAGCCAAGUACGUUGCAGAGGUUUUAAGGGACAUUGAAAGCACCAGGGACCCCAUCGAAGUGUUCCACGGUACAUUUGCGAGUAUUGUCCGGUAUUUCACAAGCUACCUUCCAUUUUGGGUCUUAGAAUUCAUGUUGGAGCGCAAGUUUAAACUUGUUGGUAUGAGAAAGGCUCUUGCCAAACCCAAGCGUCACUAA
Messenger RNA from Lachancea meyersii CBS 8951, 867 nucleotides. NCBI's taxonomy places the organism in Eukaryota, Fungi, Ascomycota, Saccharomycetes, Saccharomycetales, Saccharomycetaceae. The record is from the annotation of a GenBank genome assembly.